This is a messenger RNA of Kwoniella shivajii, 2967 nucleotides long. RefSeq lists its product as uncharacterized. The transcript has 5 exons. The coding region runs from base 1 to 2967 and encodes 988 amino acids. Gene Ontology annotation, molecular function: protein binding. The record is from RefSeq and is a predicted model, not a curated record. Lineage: Eukaryota; Fungi; Basidiomycota; Tremellomycetes; Tremellales; Cryptococcaceae.
AUGGAAGGCAAAGAGGUUGCACCUCCUUCAGACUGGUUCCUGUCCUUGAUCCUUUCGACUACAUCUGAAAUCACCUACUUCACCCUUCCUGCUCUACUCGCUACCACUCGAAAGGAAUCUAAAGCCUUGGUGGGCGGCGGCAUCAUCCUUGGCAGAAAGAGUAGUGUCUCGAUCGGCAAAGAAGGACGAUUCGAGUCACCCAUCAUCUCCAGAUCUCACGCUCAACUCAACAUCACUCCCAACGGACAUGUCUAUAUCACCGAUCUCGCUUCGAUGCAUAAGACAAACCUGAAACCCGCAUUCGCCUCUGAUCAAAUCCCCCUAGACCCGUUUUCACCCAUCCAGUUGCUGGAAGGAGAUACCAUUGAAUUAGGUAAAAGAUUGCUCGCCGAUGAGGUUUGGUACGAUCCUAUUCAACUCAAAGUCAAAUUCAGAUAUCCUGAAUUGGGUAAAGGAUCUACUCAAAAUGGUGAACGGAAGAAAAUUGGCAAGAUCAAAUCUGAUGUCGCACAAGGUAAAUUCCUCAGUACCAAUGAGGAAGACAGACUAAGAAGAAUAGUCAAAGAUACUCAAACUUAUCGAUAUGAAAACACAAAUGAGAUAAAGAUAGCCACCUCUACCCUUUUAAAUUACGACAAUCAGACUCCGUUCAAUACGGUCACCAAUAUGAGCGAUAAUCUUUCCUCUCAAACUCAACGUGAUGUCGUUGACUUCGCCCUUCUUGAUCAGAAUCCAAACAUCACAGAUGAUCACGAUACAACCUCAUCAUACAAUACGACUCACAAUGAGAUUAUCUCGAGAUUGGUUUUCAAACCUACUCAACCUCGAGGUCAAUCACAAACUCAGUCCCAGACUCAAUCUCACGGUCAAGGUUUAUCAAAAUAUUCUCCCAUUAAUAUAGUUUCACCUCGACCUCGAUCUCCUAUCUCAAUUCAAUCUGAUUCCGAACAUGGCGAUUCUGAUCAGGAAAAUACUGCUCCUGAGGUUAUACACAAGAGAAACACUUAUGGUGUUCCUGCUUCUGUGCUCUACAUCAGCGAGGAAGAACAAUCUCUACCUCGAGGAUCAUCGGAAGACAUGGACUUGGACAACGACUCUGUGACAGACUACGAAGACUCUGAAGGCCCAGAAAUCAUGGGUGUUCGAGAAGCAGAUGUACAAAUCAAACCUCUUGCCGUUAAAAGUGGAUCACCUUCACCAAUUUCAGUCUCUGCAGAUGAACCAGUUCAGCCGCUUUUUUGUCCGUACAUCAUGAGUCCAGGAUUCGCGGCUUUAGAACCUGGAUCUAUUUUGCCUUGGUCACCCAUCACCUCAAGGAUCCCGAAAGUGAUUGUUCCCAAUCCUGCGAUGGCCAGCGAGGAUCCUGCCAGGACGCUCGUCAUUCCCGAAGAGGAAGAAUCCGCUCUUUACGGAGCAUGGUAUUCGUACAGUUCUGAAGACGAAGAAGAUGUUCCUCGUGCUGAAUCCAUCGGUCUUCCCUACUCGACGAGAGAACUAUCGCCGUACUACAGUCCUGUAUCUCCAGUACUAUCUCAAGCCGCUAGAUCACCUUCGCCUACCCCUGCCGCAUCUCUCUUUUCCGGAACCAGAGACAACUUUUCUGACACAUUAUGGAAGGUUAAUGACAACGACAAUACUAUGGGGAAUAAUCAGCCUAUUGGCGAGACACGAUUGGUAAUUGAACCUGAAGAAUUGUGCGAAGAAGUGAGUGGCGACAUUGUCCAAGAUGAGGAAGAAGAAGACCCAAGUGAGGAAGAAGAAGAUCAGGAUAACAAUGAACGAUACGACGAGGAAGCGGAACUCGAAGGUGAAGAACUGGAAGGCGAAGACUCUGAAGAUGACGGUGCUUCGUCUGUCACUCCAGACAAUCAUACCCAUCACGCGUAUUAUCACGAAGACGACAACGAAAAUGAAUCAGAUGAAGAGGACAAGUAUUCUCGUGAAUCCAGUAUGGAAAUCUCGGAGCAGGAAUACGAUAGUGAGGAAGAGAACGAUUCUGAGAAUGUUAGUGGAAGCGAGAGAAGUUACAAUGAGGAGGAAGAUGCAGAAGAAUCAGAACUCUCUGAGAUGGAUGAGGAUCAGGAUGAAGACGAGGAUGAAGACGAAGAUGAGGACAUCGAUCAAGAUGAAGAGGAAGAUGACGAGGAAGAUAACGAGGAUGUUGUAGACGCUGAUGAAGAGGAAGAUCGACGAGCCCCUGUUCCAUCCAUCCAAUUUGGUCCUCGCGCUCAAUCAAGUGAAGCCGAGAAGAACUUCCCGUUCCUGAUUUCUAGUGCGACCGAACAGAAGGUCGCUCGAGAGCAGACUGGGCUGACAAUGGAUGCCAUAAUCGAUCAUUCUUCACUCCCGUUGGACGAUCUGUCUUCUUCUGGUCCGGUGGCAAAUGAAACUUCAAUCCACGAAGCAAUACCCGAAUCCAUCGAUCAAUCAGUCGUGCCCGUGUCUCAUGAAGAUCCCUCUCGAGCCGUCGACAGCGAAACUUGUCGAGAUGCCGCCAAUGAUAAGGAGGUGAUCAACGAGAAGGAAGCUGUGAAUGAAGUCGGAAACAUGAAUGAAUCCUCCCUCGAAACCAAAUCGCGAGAGAUUGAAGCGGAGGACCAGGCGGCGCCAGCAGUAACUUCAAUGCGAACCACUCCUGGUUUGCCUGUCAAAGACGUCAAUACUUCUACCGACGAUCUCAUCGCACGACCUCGCACGCCAUCAAUUAGCGAAGUCUCUUCGGAGGGUCCAAUCACACCUCCAAGUGCGAAGAAGCGAUCUUUACCUGAAGAGUUCACCAUCAUCAACUCUGAUCAGUCUGAUCAUCACAACGACAUCGCCGCUAUGACUUCACCUGGCAACGGUCCGACAGCUGACAGACCUAUAAAGAGGCUCCGACGAGUAGGUUCCACAAUUGGUCUCAUAGCUCUGGGAGCAGCUUUGGGUAGUGUUGGAACUAUCGCAGGUCUGAUGCAACUUGGCGAAUAA